This is a messenger RNA of Medioppia subpectinata, 276 nucleotides long. Lineage: Eukaryota; Metazoa; Arthropoda; Arachnida; Sarcoptiformes; Oppiidae. The record is from the annotation of a GenBank genome assembly.
AUGGCCUUUCGCACGGCUGCGGAAAUCAUUCAAAUAAUCAUAUCGUGUCUUAUCUGUGGAUCAGUUGAACACAAAGCGACUAAACUAUGUCAAGCCCUGCAGUCUAUUAACACCCGGGCCCUCACGGAUGCUGAGUAUCGCGAGUGGCGUACGUUUACAACUGUUGUCCAACAGUCUGGCCGUUCGUUUGGCUUUACGAUCGGCGGAUUCGCGCCGUUUAAUAAACGCACUUUAAUCGCGAUAUUUACAUUCAUGCUAAAUUAUUCGUUUACUUAA